CUAGCCUCUUCACCAACACAAUCAGCUGAGCUUUGCCAGCCUUACUCAAGCUCCAUCCGUGCCUCGGGAAGAAAAAAAGGUUUGCCUGCAGUGUGAGCUAGUGGCUAUUACUGCUGCUGUUACUCCACAUCCAGACCUCCCCCAACCCGUCUCCCCCUCCGCCAGCGCUGGGCAGCCACAGAAGCGUUGGCCCAAUUCCAGGGAGGCUCCGAUCCUGCAGCCACGUCAAUCACGUCUUCACCGCUGGCUGCGGGGCGGCCCUCGUGGCCAGGAUGCCACUGUGUGCCGUGCCAGUCCACAGUGGACGGUGAGGGCCAGGAGGAGGGGACAGAGUGCAGGAGACUGAGAGGCGGCCCACACCAGACAGGAGAAAUGAACCUCUGCUGGAACGAGAUCAAACGAAAGUCACACAACAUCCGAGUGCGACUAGAGGCCUUCUCCGACAACAGCGGGAAGCUGCAGCUCUCUCUGCAGGAGAUCAUCGAAUGGCUGACAGCCAAGGACGAGGAGCUGUCAGAGCAGCUGCCCAUAGGAGGUGAUGUUGGGGCUGUGCAGCACCAGAGGGAGUUCCACCAGGCGUUCAUGGAGGAUGUGAAGUCUCGAGGGCCGUUCAUCUACUCAGUCUUGGAGUCAGCCCAGGCCUUUCUGGCUCAGCACCCCUUCCAGGAACCAGAGGAGACCCUGACCGAUGGAAAAGAGGUGUCUCCAAGUCGGAGGAUCUUAAAUGUGAGCCGCUCGGUGUGGAAGCAGGCAAACGUGGCCAGUGACCUGUGGGAAAAGCUGACAGCACGCUGUGUGGACCGCCACAGACACAUGGAGCGGACAUUAGAGCGUCUACUUCAGAUCCAGGCGGCGAUGGAGGAGCUGGCUGUGGCCUUGGAGCAGGCGGAGGGGGUGCGAGACGCCUGGGAGCCUGUGGGAGACCUCUUCAUCGACUCUCUGCAGGACCACAUAGACGCCACCAAGCUUUUUAAGGAGGAGCUGACGCAGGUGAAGGAGGGCAUGAAGCACGUCAAUGAUCUGGCCCACCAGCUGGCUAUCGCUGAUGUCCAUUUGUCGAUGGAGAACGCCCGCGCCCUAGAGCAUCUCAACAGCAGAUGGAAAGUGCUUCAG
Labrus bergylta (ballan wrasse) is the source of this 1113-nucleotide messenger RNA. NCBI's taxonomy places the organism in Eukaryota, Metazoa, Chordata, Actinopteri, Labriformes, Labridae. The record is from RefSeq and is a predicted model, not a curated record.